GCAGCACUCGGUGGGACGACCGGAGGAGGAGCGGGAGGGGACGGAACUGGGGCGGGGCGGACCGCAGCACGGCAGCGGCGGGUGUCUAACAGGGUGCCGGUGGCCGGCGGCCGGCAGCGGGCCAUGACUCGCCAGGCAGACGGCGCUAGUGCGGGCUCGGACCCCACCUCCAGCCGGCUACCCUCUGGGGUGGCCCAGCUGCUGUCGGCGCUCUUCUACGGGACCUGCUCCUUCCUCAUCGUCCUGGUCAACAAGGCGCUGCUGACAACCUACGGUUUCCCAUCACCAAUUGUUCUUGGAGUUGGUCAGAUGGCAGCUACCAUAAUGAUACUGUAUGUGUCCAAGCUAAAUAAAAUAAUUCACUUCCCUGAUUUUGACAAGAAAAUUCCUGUAAAGCUGUUUCCCCUGCCUCUCCUCUACAUUGGAAACCACAUAAGUGGAUUAUCAAGCACAAGUAGAUUAAGCUUGCCGAUGUUCACUGUGCUCAGGAAAUUUACCAUUCCACUCACUUUACUCUUGGAAACCAUCAUACUUGGGAAACAGUAUUCCUUGAACAUCAUUGUCAGUGUCUUUGCCAUCGUUCUUGGUGCUGUCAUAGCAGCUGGUUCUGACCUUGCCUUUAACCUGGAAGGCUAUAUUUUUGUAUUCCUGAAUGAUAUCUUUACGGCAGCGAAUGGAGUUUAUACCAAACAGAAAAUGGACCCAAAGGAGCUAGGGAAGUAUGGAGUACUGUUUUACAAUGCCUGUUUCAUGAUUAUCCCAACCCUCAUCCUUAGCAUCUCCACAGGAGACCUCCAACAGGCGACUGAAUUCAACCAAUGGAAGAAUGUUGUAUUUAUCUUACAGUUUCUUCUUUCCUGUUUUUUGGGGUUUCUGUUGAUGUACUCCACGGUGCUGUGCAGCUACUACAACUCCGCCCUGACGACAGCGGUGGUUGGAGCCGUCAAGAAUGUAUCCAUUGCCUACAUUGGGAUGGUAGUCGGUGGAGAUUACAUUUUCUCUGUGUCAAACUUCAUAGGCUUAAAUAUUUGGUACUGAAGCACAUGGAAAAAGACAGCAUGCCCCUGUAGGAUGAAGCCAGGUGAAGUCCCCAAGCCAUUCCUGGGGACUUCCUGUUGAAGAAAUGCCAUCUCUGUGGUUUCUGACUCUCACCUCCAUGCAGGUUGAAUUCUCCCACGAUAAACCUCGGACCUUUCUGUCCUCACUGUGUGCUCCUUGGGCUGGAAUUCGGGCAUUAGCUGGUGGCUUGUUAGAAAUGCAGAAUGUUAGGGUGCACACACCAGUUAGCAUCUGCAUUUAAACUGGGUAAUCUGAGAAGUGUACCCCAGUCCAGUGUUUUAGACCUAAUUUCAAUACCAGGGGUUCUUAUCCUGGGUUCACAGAAUUUGGGGGUGCUGGUUAACUUGGGUAGGGAAACAGUACAUCUUGAUUUUCCCUGCCAAAAUUUAGCAUUUAUUUUCAUUUGAAUGUAUGCAAAACCACAGUUGUAUUAGCUGUACUUAAGUGUGACUUUGUUAUUAAUAGAAGUUGGGAUAUUUUCAUAUCACCUUAUAGUUUUUGCUGAAAAAUCACUUAUGCCCUGAUCAGUAUUUUGGUAGUUAUUAGAGCCUCCACUAGUUCUUGUUAUAAUAUUUCCAGGAUUCUUUCUUCUUACUAAAAGCAGUAUAUUUUAGUACAUCAUAUUUAGAAUAUAUUAGAAUAACAUUUUCUUUGUAAUGGUUUCUUUUAUAGUUUUAUGUAUUUUAUUUUAUGAUUUGAAAGUUAUUCAGCUCUGGCUGGUGUGGGUCAGUGAACUGAGGCAUCAGCCUGUGAACUGAAAGGUCACUGGUUCAAUUCCCAGUCAGGGCACAUGCCUGGGUUGCGGGCCAGGUCCCUGGUUGUGGGCAUGUGAGGGACAACCAGUCGAUGGUUUCUCUUGCACAUGGAUUUUUCUGUCCCUCUCUUUCUCCCCUGCUCCCCUAUCUAAAAAUGUAUGAAUAAAUAAAAUCUUUAAAUUUACACCAAUGUCUAAAAAUUCUUUUUCAGAGAAGGAGGCAAUAACCAUCUCUAGACUGCCAGUGUGGCCUGCAACCUGUGUCAGAAGAAAAGAGAAAAUUCCAGAUUAAUAUAGUUUUUUUUCAGUAAUUGUUUCGUUUUUGGCCUCAGUACCAGUGGAGAUUUAC
Phyllostomus hastatus (greater spear-nosed bat) is the source of this 2162-nucleotide messenger RNA. It is a transcript of the gene SLC35D2, whose product is annotated as solute carrier family 35 member D2. Bases 124 to 1038 code for a protein of 304 amino acids. NCBI's taxonomy places the organism in Eukaryota, Metazoa, Chordata, Mammalia, Chiroptera, Phyllostomidae. The transcript has 12 exons. Gene Ontology annotation, molecular function: GDP-fucose transmembrane transporter activity; antiporter activity. Gene Ontology annotation, cellular component: Golgi apparatus. The record is from RefSeq and is a predicted model, not a curated record.